Prunus persica (peach) is the source of this 814-nucleotide messenger RNA. Its product is annotated as CST complex subunit STN1. Gene Ontology annotation, molecular function: nucleic acid binding. NCBI's taxonomy places the organism in Eukaryota, Viridiplantae, Streptophyta, Magnoliopsida, Rosales, Rosaceae. Gene Ontology annotation, cellular component: site of double-strand break; chromosome, telomeric region; DNA replication factor A complex. The record is from RefSeq and is a predicted model, not a curated record. The transcript has a single exon. Gene Ontology annotation, biological process: nucleotide-excision repair; DNA replication; double-strand break repair via homologous recombination. The coding region runs from base 155 to 655 and encodes 166 amino acids.
UAUCUUAUGCGCAUAACCCAAAACCCGGUCAUGCUUUUCUUUCUGCCUCCCCCAACUCACACUUCGGAACUUUUGAGUUGAGAAUUUACAUUCAAAUUUUAAUCCCACUUCACACUUUUCUCAAUUUCUCAUUUUCUCUGUUACAGUGUUACAAAUGGAUCAUUCACUAUACAACACCCAUGUAAAACUCUUAGCCUUCGACCUCCUCACUCUCACCCAAACCUCAUCUUCCUCCUCUUCCUCAGACCCAGUUUCCUUCUCUCGCAAUAGCGCUCUCCUUUCCCGCGCCGAGACCGUCGGCACCGUCACGUCCCGUGACCUCAAACCCAACAAGUUCCUCCGCUUUACUAUCGACGACGGCACCGGCUGCGUCAACUGCAUCCUCUGGCUCAACCAGCUCUCUUCCCCCUACUUUUCGCGCCGUAACCCGGCAGAUGUUCGACUUAUUGCCCAAACGGCGCAGCACUUCGCGGCGGAGAUUAAGCUCGGAGUGGUUGCCAGGGUGCGCGGGAAGAUCACGAGCUAUAGAGGCGUUACGCAGAUCACUGCGUUGGAUGUUGUCGUUGAGAGGGACCCCAAUGUGGAGAUUUUGCAUUGGUUGGAUUGCAUGAGGUUGGCGCGAAAAGUUUACAAUGUCGUUCCUCCAUGCAAAUAAAUACAGAAUUCAAAUUGAAUCUUGAUUAAACGGGUUUUUUGUUUUGAUUUUGUAUGAAGUCUGAAGUUGGGGGUUUUGGAAUUUGUGUGUUUGUAAUUUGGACAAGUGUGGCUAUGGGUAUUGUUAACCAAUAACAUCCCUCUUUCUUCUUCUUCUUCU